AUGCCUAUGCGACAACUGCCAAGUGGUAGAGGGGGGACACAGAUGGUGUAUGUCCCUUUUACCAGCACGGAUCUAAUGAAUUGGUCAUCUACUUUUCCCUCAUUUCGACAGUGUCUGGAAGAAUUUAUUAAAAAGUUAAAGGGUAUUUUCACAAUGUAUAAUUGUAAUUAUGAUGAUGUGGAGAUGAUUUUGAAUCAAGUGCUAAGUGAGGGUGAGAAGGAAACGGUGUAUAAGAAAGCUAGAGAGGCGGUGCAAGGCAGGGCGGCUUAUCCGCAAGAGAAACCUGAAAUGGAUUGGGAUGUUCCGGAGGCCGUUCAAGAGUGGGAUAAAAUGAGAAAGCGAAUCUUAGAAGCAUUAGAGGAUAUGUCUAAGCCUGUGUAUGAUUGGGGAAAGGUAGAUGCAUGUGUUCAAAAGCACGAUGAGCACCCAGGGGAAUUCUUCCACCGCCUCUGUAAGGUUUUGAAAAACCACAGCGGCUUAGAUCCAACCUCCCCUGUAGCAAAAACACAAGUGAUCGGCCAGUAUGUAAAAAACUUAUUACCAUUCGCUCGAAAGUACGUGUGUAGUCAACCAGCUUAUGAAAACAAAACGCUGGAGGAGGUGGUAGGGUUAGCAGCCCAUGCCUGGAGGAAUAGGAAGGAAUUAGACACUAGGAGGUCCGAAAAGCUCCUUAAUCUGCAGUUGCAAGGUUUCCAAGACGGCUCUCGGGGACGAGAUGCAAGCCGAACCCCCUCCGCUUCUUGGACAGUGCAGUUGGAUGCAAACCACCCGGAACUUCCAGUUGUGGUGGGAGGAAAAACUUAUUCAGUGUUAAUUGACACCGGGGCAGAUAGAAGUACUCUACAGGACCCCAACCUUCCUACCACUUCUGCAACCGUAAAAGCUAUAGGCGUUGGUGGCACCGUGUGCGCCCUUCCUCUAACUGCGGAGCAAACGGUCCAGCGUGGCCCGUUAUCAGAGGAUCAUAGCUUUUUAAUUGCAACUUCCUGUCCUGCAAAUCUAUUAGGCAGAGAUUUGUUAUGUAAACUACGAGCAACUAUAACUUGCAGCCCGGAGGGGCUAUAUCUCUCAGUCCAUACUUCCGUCCCUGAAGCUACGGUAAUGGCAUUGUUAGCCACUAAUGCCACCACAAUGACACCCACUGCCCCCCUUGUCCCGGCUGAGUUAUCUGAUAUUCCUGAAGCAUUGUGGGCCUCGGUGUCCACUGAAACUGGACUUUUAAAGGUUUAUAUCACUUACCGUACAGACAUCCCUCUGCCCCGAAAAAUGCAAUAUCCAUUGCCUAAAGAGGCCAUAGAGGGCAUUCGGCCAGUCCUACAACAGCUUUUAACUCAAGGAAUCAUUAAAGAGGCUACCAGCCCUUGCAAUACACCUAUUCUUCCUGUUAAGAAACCCAAGCCUGGCCCCGAUGGCAAACCGGUUUACCGUUUCGUGCAUGACCUCCGACUGAUCAAUGCUAUUGUGAUCCCGAGAGCUCCGGUUGUUCCCAAUCCAGCAACUAUUUUAACUGCUAUUCCCCCAGGAGCUACGUAUUUUACUGUGAUUGAUCUGUCUUCAGCAUUUUUCAGCAUCCCUGUGCACCCAGACUCACAGUUCCUAUUUGCCUUUACCUUUGACGGAUGUCAAUACGUAUGGACCCGCCUCCCUCGGGGCUACAGGGAGAGCCCUACCAUCUUCAGCCAGUAUUUAAAGCAAGAUCUGGACUCUAUUUCAUUGACUAUGGGUUCUACUUUGAUUCAAUACGUUGAUGAUCUGUUAUUGUGCUCUACAGCCAAGACUGCCUGUGUACAAGACACUCGAAUCCUUCUUUUUGCAUUGGCCGAAAAAGGUCACAAGGUGGCACUCUCCAAGCUACAGUUUGUCCAACCCAAGGUGGAAUAUUUAGGGCAUUGUAUUUCAUAUGCCUCUACUGCACUUACUCAGGACAGGAUUGAAAGCGUUCUGAGUAUGCCGAGGCCUACCACUAAAAAACAACUCCGCCAGUUACUGGGAGCAAGUGGCUAUUGUAGAGCCUGGAUUCCGGCUUAUGCGGAGUUAGUGCACCCCCUCACCGAUUUGCUGCUGGAUUCUGUUCCCGAACCCCUGCCAUGGACGACUCUACACAACAACGCCCUUACCGCCCUCAAACAAGCAUUAACUUCUGCACCAGCCCUGGGCAGACCGGAUUACUCAAAGCCUUUCACCUUGUUUUGCCAUGAACAAUCUGGCACGGUGUCUGGUGUGCUAACUCAGCCCUUUGGGCCUGGCCAGUGACCAGUGGCUUAUUUUUCAGUCCUUCUUGACCCAGUGGCUCAGGGUCUUCCGCCCUGCCUCCACGCUGUUGCGGCUGCCGCUGUAUUGGUUGAGAAAGCUUCAGGACUUACCUUGGGCCACCCUCUUCUAGUUCAGGUGCCUCAUGCCGUUGCAGAGCUUCUUAAUCGUGGAUCCACGCAGCACCUCACAGCAGCCAGAUUGACCAGGUACGAAUUGGCCUUGCUCGCCAAUCAGGCUGUUACCCUACGCUGCUGCGAAGUCCUGAAUCCUGCAACCCUUUUGCCUCUGCCUGAGGACGGGGAACCUCAUAAUUGCCUCCACUUGGUGGAUUUGAUCUCCACGCCUCGUCCUGACCUCUCCGAUAUUCCAUUGCAGAAUCCUGACCUCCAAUUGUUUUGUGACGGCUCCGCCUGUCGGAACGAGUUUGGAGCCUUACAAGUUGGCUAUGCAAUUGUUACCCUGAUGACAACGCUUGAAGCGCAUGCCUUACCUACUCAAAAGUCAGCGCAAGCAGCAGAACUCGUGGCGCUUGUUAGGGCCUGUCAAUUAGCUGAAAACAAAACUGUGGCCAUCUAUACUGACUCCAAAUAUGCCUUUUCAGUAUGCCACUCUCCUGGACAACUUUGGAAACAUCGUGGGUUCCUUACCUCCAGUGGCUCUCAGAUCUCCCAUGUUGCCUUGAUUUCCACCUUGUUAGAGGCUAUUCAACUUCCUGCAGCUGUUUCAGUUACCCACUGUAAGGGCCACUCCUGCACCACGGACGAGGUUUCCAAGGGAAAUGCUGCAGCCGAUUCGGCAGCCCGUCAUGCUGCCCUCUAUGGGGCUCCAGCCCCUUUUCCUUUUUUGGCACCCCUGCUACUGCAACCAGUGACGCCAACCGUUUUGCUCUCUGCCCAGCAGACGAUGCCCCUGGCCGAAGUUAGCCGUUGGAAAUCCAUUGGACGCCACCUAAAUAAGGACAACCACUAUGUCAGCCCAGACGGUCAUCCGGUUCUCCCAAGACAACUCCUCCUUCGGGUUUCCCAGGCACUCCACCUGGCCUCGCACCUGGGAAAGGGGGGAUUAGUGGCUCAAAUGGAGUGGUAG
Messenger RNA from Caretta caretta (loggerhead turtle), 3339 nucleotides. Lineage: Eukaryota; Metazoa; Chordata; Testudines; Cheloniidae. The record is from RefSeq and is a predicted model, not a curated record.